GCAAUACACGUUGCCAAUAAGCACAAUGGCGACUUCAGUCAGCGUAUACAUCGAAGGAUAUUGAGGGGAGGGUUGGUACGAUUGUGCCCUUCCCAAGGAACUAAAGAGAGUGUGCUGGAUACCGGAAAGCAAAGAAGAACACUAGGAACAAUAUUGACCAACAUCUGAAGCUUUAAAACGUAAGAAAACAAGACUUUUACAAACAACGUAAUAGCCGGUAGGUGAACCGCUCGUUGAGUAAUCAGUAUUCGAGCAACACAAAUUUCGUCAUCUGUUGUAACACGUUGACGGACACAUCGCAAUAAUUACUCAAUUUUAGACACGUUGAGCAAGAGCACACUCUCUUAGUGAUAUGAGAUAGACGUUAUAAGGACAAAGGACUAUGAUUCUGACUUGUGAAUUGGAAUGACCGCACGCGCUGUAACAGUACUACGUCAACUGCCAUACUGUCUGUGAUAUAUUGAUGUUUUCAUAAUUUAAUGUAAUUUUAUUGAACAUUCCGUUGUAAUCGGCGUUCAUGUCUAAGUUUGUGUAUCAUUUCAACGUGGACAAAGAACCAGCUUUCACUCAUACGUCGUUUUGAAUCAUCCGCUUAGCCACAUCAGUUUUGCUUUGUCCAUUGUGAUACGAAAGGCCCACCUUUCUGUCUGACUCACCAAAAACAAAGAAGCAGUCGUUCUUCGGCAUUGUUGUCAAGUGAAAAUCUCAUCGUGUGGAGAGUGCAAAGUUUGUAUUAGUUUUAGGAAACACUUGGAGUCUGUCGCAUCCUUUCGCGAGAGAACGGAGUAUUUAUGAGCCUUACGGGAAGCCGGCCCAGACUUAGUAUACCGAGUCAUGGGCCACGAAAGAAAGACUAUUAUGAUAUAUCCUCCAACAUAGGAGUGCAAGGGGUUCUUAGCCCAGAUCUUCAGCCUUCACAACCCCUCUUUCCAGAGAAAUAUGCGCAAUCAAACGUUUCUAAAAUUGGAAAAUAUUUAUUAUUGGACCAAAUUGAAGGGGACAUUUAUAAAGCUGUGAAUUGGCAAACCAAGGAUGAAUAUGUUUGCAAGAUUUUCCCGAUCAAUCGAUACCGAGAGGAGCUGGAAACGUACUGGCAGGUUGAUUGCCAUCCAAAUAUUAGUAGCAUCAGCGAAAUAACCCUUGGUGAGACCAAAGCAUACGUGUUUUUUGAGCGCCAUUAUGGCGACUUACACUCGUAUGUGCGUCAGAAGAAACGUCUUAAGGAAGAGGAAGCUAGUCGAUUGUUUGAACAGAUCUCUGAUGCAGUAUAUCACUGUCACGAAAAUGGAAUUGUCUUACGAGACCUGAAACUUCGCAAAUUUGUUUUCAAAAACCCAGAAAGAACUCAGUUGCGACUGGAUGGGUUAGAGGAUGCCUGUGUGUUGGAAGAUGAGGCAGACGACAGAUUAGCAGACAAACAUGGCUGCCCAGCAUAUGUUAGCCCCGAGAUCCUACACACUAGCGACACCUACUCCGGUCGAUCGGCAGACAUCUGGAGUCUUGGUGUGAUGCUGUACACCAUGUUGGUGGGACGGUAUCCAUUCCACGAUUCUGAACCUAGCGCUUUAUUUGGGAAAAUACGACGCGGUCAGUUUACCAUCCCCCAAAUGUUAUCAUCAAAAGCGAAAUGUCUGAUAAAAAGUCUGCUGCGGCGUGAACCAACGGAGCGUCUUACAGCUGGGGAAGUGUUGCAGCACCCUUGGGUGCAAGGUACCCUUCCGAUAGGGUUUAUGACCAUAGUAGACCACAAGAACCUUGACCAGGCAGUUCCAAAUGUUAUCAUACAUGAACCGGAGGAAGACUUAUUUUUAUGAGGUGCGACAGUUUCUGCAGAAAACUGUAAAGUUGUCUAGCUUCAUUAAAGAUUUUUAGGAAAAAAAUAUAUCUAUAAAAUUUACUGGUCCCAACUUGCAAAGAGCACUGCAGUGGAGACACAAUCAGGACAUUCUGUAUCGAGAGGAAAACUGAAAAUCAAUAGGAACGUAUGGAAAAAGCAGAUAAAUAUACAAUCGUAGAAUCGCUAGGAAAGGGAACUGAAUCUGCUCUGCUGUUGAUUGAAACCUGCAUGGUCCCAUCGUCUGGCAUUGUGCAUCCAGAGAAUUCUAUAAUCUUCACCUGUUCAGCAGAGUAUACGGGUAAAAUAUUGUCAUUAGUGAUAGCUGACAAACAGUUGUGUUAAGCGGAGCGAUUGACUUGUAAACUGGCGGUUUUAAUCUGCUGGUGGACCUGAUAGGGACAUCAAAUGAAUGUGUGGACACAUAUUUUUAUCAAUUAUCAUAUCGGUGUGGACUAGUGUUGUUCAAGGCAGCUGCAAUAUCGGACAGCAUCUGUUGUGGGUUCUUCUCCAAGUAUACGGCCAGUCAUUAAAGUUCCCGCAGAGGAGAAACGAUAAAAAAAAAAAUUGUAAAAAAAAACUAUGAAAAAUGAAAAAAAAAGGAAACAUUUCUUUUCUCUCUUUCCGUGAGAUGUGCCAAGCACUAUAUGUUAGUUGUAUUUGAAGGUGUUAUAAGAGUGUGUGAAAAUGGCCAUUUAGGACAGAAUAUUGUUUUUUUUUUAAUAUGACGAAUCACUACCAUUGUGUGUGAAUGUGACUUUGUUUGAUUUCAUAAAGAGUGAAUAUGUGUUGUUUAAAUGUGUAUAUUUGUGUUUACAAGUGUCUGAUUACAUUCAGAUAUAACUUAUUUUCACUAUUCUAGCACAAACAAUGCGAGCUUUGGUAUUUCUUAAGUGAAGCCAGGGGACCUUUAAUGAUACUUAUCAAUUACAUUAUAUUUUAAUGAGAGCAAGUGCUACAGUCAUACUUGUGACUUUUAUGAUUUUACAAACAUCAGUUAUAAAUUAGAUGUAUGCAACAAAUACGAAUUCAAUAUCAAUGUUAGAGUACUUCAUUGGAGCAUUUAAAUUUGCUGUUAGAACAUAAGAAAGUGUUUGUUGGAAAUAUAAAUAAUCUUAUUUAUUCCACGAUUAUUUUUGAUAUCCCAGUGUUAAGAUGAGAUGUAAUUAGAUAGGGCAAACUAUUUAUUUGAGUGUGAACUUCGUGUUGUGACAGUACCGUACACGUUCUCUGUUGACCAUUAUUUCCCCAUCUCUUUAUGUCAUAGAUAGCAGUAUUUAACAUCGUGUGAAUGGAAAAGGUAUGACUGAAAAUAUAUAUCGUAAGAUUGUAAGAUAUUCUGUCUUUAAUUUAAAACAUCCGAUGGGUUAUAACCAGUGAAAUGUUUGUUACUUAUUUUCCAAGUAUUUUACGUUGAUAGAGAGCACAUGACCUUGCUGAACUGUAAAAACAAUUGGCAAGUGUUAUGGUUUGUUUUCGAAAUAAAAACUUGAAAAACUUAAAAA
Molecule: messenger RNA, 3339 nt
Organism: Pecten maximus
Lineage: Eukaryota; Metazoa; Mollusca; Bivalvia; Pectinida; Pectinidae
Product: tribbles homolog 2-like
Exons: 3
Coding region: 792-1814 (340 amino acids)
Biological process (GO): protein phosphorylation; regulation of MAP kinase activity; positive regulation of proteasomal ubiquitin-dependent protein catabolic process
Cellular component (GO): nucleus
Molecular function (GO): mitogen-activated protein kinase kinase binding; protein kinase activity; ATP binding
Source: RefSeq, a predicted model, not a curated record